UAGGGACGUGCGUUCAGUUUUCCGAGAGCGUUUCGCGAGGGACGUCGGCGCGGUCGCUUUCGUGCGGGAUUUUCGCAAUUUAAUACAUGUGAUUUAUUAAAAAAUAACUAGUCAUGUCCCUAAAGGGUGAUUUUAGGACAGAUUUGCGUGUCACGACGUUCCGUGCUCGUUAUAAAGGAUAGAUGUGCAAAAACCACGUUCCGAUACCAAAACAAAGUGGGAGAGUAGGUAAUUUGUAGGAAUUUGUGUGUAAUGUAUUUAUAUUGUAAAUAUUUGUAGUCAGUUAAAGUAAUUGAGUGUGUAUGCGUUUAAAAAACGAAAGUGCAAUGUGAUUUGUGGUUCGUGUUUAUGGAUUUUGAAAUAUUCGAAUUUGGAAUUCGUAUUUUUAAUGCCGAUAAUGACGAGUAAAGUAUCAACAUGAGCCUCUGAUGCCGUUAAAAUGACUGCUACCAAAACGGAGAUGGCGCACGCGGGGAGCAGCUUCCAGUGGGACAAACUGUCCCCGGCAGAGUUCCAACAGCUGCAGGAGUUGACCUCAUAUUCGACGAAAAAGCUUCAAGAUGUUCUCAAAGAGUUCUGUGAAGUCAAGAAGCAGAGUCCUGAUGGGGAUAUCGACUAUGAAGGAUUCCGCUGGUUUCUGGACACAUUCCUCGAGAUAUCAGCGCCUGAUGAGCUGUCCAGGCACCUGUUCCUCUCGUUUGUACGCCGAGACCGGCGGCCGGCACUCCGCGAGAUGGCAGCAGCGAGCUCCACCGCCGCCUGCGCAGCUGUCACCGCUCAUGCAGACCAUCAGGGCAAGUUGAGCUUAGCAUCCAAGAUCCACGGUUUGGCGGAGCGGCUGCAGCAGCUGGGCAAGAGUUCCGGAGACUCUGUGGAUGGGAGCGACAAGGGGUCCAGGAGUCGAACUGGGAGCGUCCACCCGAUGUUCACAGUGACCACUCACCCGUCGUACUCCUCGCACGAGCUCUGCCUGGACCGGCGCAACGAGACCAGCCCCAGCCACAGCCAGAUGUCCAGGAACUCCAGUCGGAAGAGCAGCAACUCUCUCAGAGUCAACCAGUCCACUAAGAUCGAAGAUUUCAGGCACCUAAUGAGACGAUCAUCGACACUGGAAGUCCACACCGCCCGGGUGUCUCUGAAAGACAUCGUCUGCUACCUCUCACUCUUGGAAGCUGGAAGACCAGAGGACAAACUUGAGUUCAUGUUUCGGCUGUACGACACGGACGGGAACGGCGUGUUGGACACGAAUGAGAUGGAUUGCAUCGUGAACCAAAUGAUGACGGUCGCUGAAUACCUUGGAUGGGAGACUUCGGAGCUUAGACCGAUCCUACAAGACAUGAUGGUGGAGAUAGAUUACGAUGCUGACGGUACCGUGUCGCUUGACGAAUGGAAGAGGGGAGGAAUGACUACGAUACCUCUGCUAGUGCUCCUGGGACUGGAUACGAACGUCAAGGAGGAUGGCGAGCACGCGUGGCGACUGAAGCACUUCAGCAGGCCCGCCUACUGCAACCUGUGCCUCAACAUGCUGGUCGGCCUCGGGAAGAAAGGGCUGUGUUGUAUCUGUGAUUGUAAGUUCACAGUACACGAGCGUUGUGUACAGAGGGCGCCUGCGUCGUGUAUUGCCACCUACUCUAAGUCAAAAAGGGCGCCCGCUACGUUAGCCCAUUUCGCUAUGGGCAACUGCCACGGCAAAUGCGCUCGGUGUCGAAAAAAGAUCAAGGGUUACAACGGUAUUACUGGAUUACAUUGUCGCUGGUGUCAUAUCACUCUGCACAACCGGUGCGUGGGCAGCGCGGGCGGGUCGUGCUCGCUGGGCCGGCACGCGCGCCACAUCCUGCCGCCCACCGCCAUCCGCCCGCUCGUGCUCGACCGCCAGAGGUCGCUGCCGCACCGCCCGCAAAUCGACCAGCAAUCACUGCCCACCUCAAUAUCCCUGCCAAUAUCAAUAGCAGCGUCCUCAGAAGAGAAGAAAGAAGAGAGGGAGAAGAGGGAGCCUCGAGCUCCCCCCAUCUCCUUCCAAAUCACACCCCCUGACGGGUCAUGCCCCCUACUCGUGUUCAUCAACCCCAAAUCCGGAGGACGGCAGGGCUCCAGGGUUUUACGGAAGCUGCAGUACAUUUUAAACCCCCGUCAAGUACAUGAUAUUGCUAAAGGGGGGCCUAUGCAAGGGCUGCAGAUGUUCAAAGAUGUGAAGAACUACAGAGUGAUAUGUUGUGGAGGAGACGGCACGGUGGGAUGGGUGCUGGAAACUAUGGAUAAGGUACAGAUGGACACGCAGCCAGCAGUGGGCGUGAUACCACUGGGCACCGGCAACGAUCUGGCGCGGUGUCUGCGGUGGGGAGGCGGAUACGAAGGAGAAUCGAUCCACAAGAUCCUGGACAAGAUAGCGCGCGCCAGCACCGUCAUGAUGGACCGCUGGCACAUAGUCGUGGAGAACACCACCACCGAUUGUGAGCAGCCUCAGAUGCCUGACUCGGCGCCGCACCCCACUGUCGUUCCAUACAACAUCAUCAAUAACUACUUCUCCGUUGGAGUCGACGCAGCAAUCUGCGUGAAAUUCCACACGGAACGGGAACGCAACCCGGACAAGUUCAGCUCGCGCAUGAAGAACAAGCUCUGGUACUUCGAGUUCGCCACGUCAGAGCAGUUCGCUGCCAGCUGCAAGAAUCUGCAUGAGCAUAUUGAUAUCGUUUGUGACGGUGCAUCGUUAGAAUUGAACAAGGGCCCCGCGUUGCAAGGCGUGGCUCUGCUGAACAUACCGUACGCACACGGCGGCUCCAACCUGUGGGGCUCCAGUGGAGCCCAUCGGAGAGGACGGUUCCCCAACGCACAGCAAGAUAUUGGCGACAAAUUAAUAGAAGUGAUUGGUUUGGAAAACUGUCUACACAUGGGACAAGUGAGAACUGGUCUCCGCGCGUCAGGCAGGCGGCUGGCGCAGUGCAGCUCCAUCACGCUGACCACGAAGAAGACAUUCCCCAUGCAGAUCGACGGAGAACCCUGGAUGCAGCCGCCUUGCAAGAUAAUGAUAACACAUAAGAACCAAGUUCCAAUGCUGAUGGGACCAGCUCCAGAGAAGGGCAGAGGAUUCUUCAAACUCUUCACUCAUUGCUAACUUACACUACAACCCUACAACUUUAUCAAUCUACUGGUUUACAACUCACUUCUACUGAUUGCAACUCACUUCUACUGUUUGCAACUCACUUCUACUGUUUGCAACUCAUUUCUACUGUUUACAACUUGCUUAUAAAGUUUUAUUUAUUGAUUGAUCAAUCGUUUGUUAAAUUGGCAAUUUACUCUUCGACCGAUAAGUGUUUAUUUUCUCU
This is a messenger RNA of Spodoptera frugiperda (fall armyworm), 3323 nucleotides long. RefSeq names its product diacylglycerol kinase 1 (gene Dgk). The coding region runs from base 440 to 3112 and encodes 890 amino acids. Gene Ontology annotation, biological process: lipid phosphorylation; intracellular signal transduction; diacylglycerol metabolic process. The record is from RefSeq and is a predicted model, not a curated record. Gene Ontology annotation, molecular function: calcium ion binding; ATP-dependent diacylglycerol kinase activity. NCBI's taxonomy places the organism in Eukaryota, Metazoa, Arthropoda, Insecta, Lepidoptera, Noctuidae. The transcript is spliced from 25 exons. Gene Ontology annotation, cellular component: plasma membrane.